CUCAAGGGUUAAAAUCAUUUCACCCCCUCUACAUAUUUCCUUUGGAAAUUAACUUUGAAAGAAAUUUGAGUGUUGUCCAUAACCUCAUAGUGUCGACAUGGUUUGCGAGAAAGAUCAAUUAGUACAAAAAAUCUGCGAGUUGUAUGACCAAAUCUCAAGCCUCGAGAGUCUCAAACCAUCCGAAGAUGUCAACAUGCUCUUCACACAGCUCGUCCUCACAUGCAUGCCACCCAGCCUAAUUGAUGUCACCAAGCUUUGCAUGAAAAUUCAAGAAACCAGGUCCAAGUUGAUCCGACUAUGUGGAGAAGCCGAGGGUCACUUGGAGAGCCAUUUCUCCACCAUCUUAGCAUCCUACACAAACCCUCUUCACCAUCUCAACAUUUUCCCUUACUAUUCCAACUAUCUCAAACUGGGACAACUCGAAUUUGACAUUCUUACCAAACAUUGCUCCGAACAUGUCCCUAACAACGUUGCCUUUGUGGGUUCUGGUCCCCUUCCCCUCACUUCGAUUGUGUUGGCUUCUUCCCAUCUUACUACCACUCGUUUCCAUAACUACGAUAUUGACCCUUCUGCCAAUGCCAAGGCUGUUCGAUUAGUCUCCUCCGGCCCUGAUUUGUCUCGACGGAUGUUUUUCCACACCACGGACAUAAUGGAUGUUACGGAUGCUUUGCGAGACUAUGAUCUCGUUUUCUUGGCAGCUCUUGUUGGGAUGGAUAAGGAUGCGAAAGUUCGAGUCGUGGAUCAUUUGGCUAAGUACAUGGCCCCUGGGGCUCUUUUGAUGGUCAGGAGUGCGCAUGGCGCUAGGGCUUUCCUUUAUCCGGUUGUCGAUCCUUGUGAUCUAAGAGGAUUCGACGUCCUCUCCAUAUUCCAUCCAACCGAUGAAGUUAUAAAUUCCGUGGUCGUUGCCCGUAAAGUUCCAACUACAAAACACAACGCGGACAACCCUCUUGCCCCAACAAAAGUUCCCAACAAGUUUUUGGACAUUGAAAUGUUCGAUCCCUUACUCAACCAUGUCAACCUGAUGGAGGAAAUCGACAUUGAGGAGAAACUCUCUUGAUUAGUUUAUCCUCAAUAUGCUUAAUUUUCAUUUGAUUUUCUGCUUAUCUACAAGUUAUCGACCAUGGAUAUUCUGACUUUUAAUAUCAAGUAUUAAUAAAUUAGAACUUCCAG
Molecule: messenger RNA, 1170 nt
Organism: Hibiscus syriacus
Lineage: Eukaryota; Viridiplantae; Streptophyta; Magnoliopsida; Malvales; Malvaceae
Product: nicotianamine synthase-like
Exons: 1
Coding region: 98-1057 (319 amino acids)
Biological process (GO): nicotianamine biosynthetic process
Molecular function (GO): nicotianamine synthase activity
Source: RefSeq, a predicted model, not a curated record